Molecule: messenger RNA, 2166 nt
Organism: Lolium rigidum
Lineage: Eukaryota; Viridiplantae; Streptophyta; Magnoliopsida; Poales; Poaceae
Product: BTB/POZ and MATH domain-containing protein 3-like
Exons: 1
Coding region: 1-2166 (721 amino acids)
Biological process (GO): protein ubiquitination
Molecular function (GO): protein binding
Source: RefSeq, a predicted model, not a curated record
AUGGCCACGGCGGUGCAGAAAACGUCGUCGACACACAGGACGGUGGUCUUCCGGGGCGCGCACAAGCUCAACAUCCUCGGAUACACCACGCGGCGGAGGCUUGGCAGCGCCGACAACACCGUCAGGUCCCGGAGCUUCGACGCCGGCGGCUUUCUCUGGACCCUCGUUUGCCGCUUCCAUGAAAAGCUGGCACGAGUAAAAGGUGUGACCCUGGUGUCCGUCUCCCUCGAGCUCUCCCGCAACGAGACCGACGAGGCCGUCGUCGCCACGGCCAGCGUCCGGAUCGACGACCCCAGCGGCACCGGCUGGUGGCCCGCCGCCGAGUGGCACAGCGAGGAGCCCAACGUCUUCCCGGCCCGGUCCAGCACCGCCGUCGCCUGGGAGCUCGCUGUCCCCGACGCGUUCCGUGAGCACGAAGAACGCUACGUCGACGAGGACGCCGACCGCCUCACCGUCCACUGCACCGUCGAUGUCCACCGGGAAGAGUCCGUCGAGGGGCCCACCAGCAGGAGUUGCCUCGUCUCCAUGCCGCCACGGCCGAGCCUCAGCAAGGACAUCCACAGGCUCCGGGAGAAGAUGUGGUGGCCGGACGUCACGUUCCUCGUGGAAGAGGCCAAGAUCCGGGCCCACAAACUCGUGCUCGCCAUGCGAUCGCCGGUCUUCGCGGCCGAGUUUCGUGGAGACAUGAAGGAGAAGACCAUGCGGUGCAUAAGGGUUGUCGACAUGACCGCCAUGACCUUUAGGGCUAUGUUAUACUUCAUCUACACCGACGAGUUGCCCAAACCCAAGAACAAGGCCUGCCCCGUAGCCAUGGCGCGAGACCUGCUCGUGGCCGCGGAUCUGUACGACCUUGAGAGGCUGAGGAUCAUGUGCGAGAACAUACUAUCCCAGAGCAUCGCAAUCGACAAUGUCAUGGAAACUUUGAUGCUAGUGCACAACAGGCAUAGAUGCCACCACCUAGAAGCCUCAUGCGUCGAGUACUUGGCGUCCGAUCCCGAUGUGUAUGAUGCCGUGGAGGCAAGCGAGGAGUACAAGAAACUUGACAUGACAUGUCCCUCUUAUAUAAACGAGAUCACCAGGAAAGUAGCCAAACGAGCUGUGGCCCGCAACAGAUCUCCAUCCUCCUCCGGUAACAACAGCAAUAGAGAGACGAUGAGCACGUCCCGCUACAACCCGUCGGCCGUGAUGAUCGGCACGCACGAGUUCAGGAUUGAAAGCUUGAGCGCCUUAAGGAAGACACACAAUGUUCUUGGACAGUACGUCAAGAGCAAGUUCCAACUUGGGGCUCACGAGUGGGCGAUGACGGUGUACCCAUCAGGGGAGCGGGAGGAGUACAAGGAGUGUAUUGGCCUCUUCGUCGGGCCAUCGAUUGAUGAUGAUACCAGUCUUAAAGCGUCGGUGACUAUCAAGCUCGUCGACCCAAGUGGCAAACCGUCUUAUUUGUGUAAGUUAACACACAUCUACGCCGGCAGGAAAUGUGAUAAGCAUGGCUGGCCAGGGAUAAUCACCGUGGCAUCUGCCAAUUCACAAUAUGUGGGACAUGACGGUUCUUUCACCAUACAGUGCCGAGUAGAGGUAACCACGGAGGCCUGCACUAGCAACACCGUCGUCGCAGCCCCGACGUCCUUUUCUGUGCCACCUUCAAACAUGGCGUGGCAUCUCGAGCAGCUGCUGGCGAGCAAGGAGGGCUGGGACCUCAAGUUCCUCGUGGAGGACAGCGACAUCCAUGCGCAUGGUCUCGUGAUCGCUACACGGUCGCCCGCGCUACACGAGUUGGUCGAAUCGGCAACCGGAACGGACCACGUCAGGGUCGACGAGAUGAAAGCCUCAAUUUUCAAAGUCUUGCUCCACUUCAUCUACACCGACGAGCUGCCUCGCAUCGAUGAUGUCCUAGUAGUCCCUUCUAAUGCAUGGCACUCUUCCAUGACGGUGGUCGAAGAGAUGCUCUCCGCCGCAUGCCGGUUCCGUCUAGAGAGGAUGAGGCGGUUGUGCGAGAACCUGCUAGCCGAGAACAUGGAGGCGGGGAACGCUCUCGCGACACUGGACCUGGCGGGGCGCCACGGCUGCACCGAGCUGGAAACCUACUGCAUCGACUACAUUGCCCAGCCACACGUGGUCAAGGACGUGAUGAAAACUCUCAGCUCCUUCUGCAGGGUCUCGAGGUGA